Paramormyrops kingsleyae is the source of this 3533-nucleotide messenger RNA. RefSeq names its product zinc transporter ZIP3. Gene Ontology annotation, biological process: zinc ion transmembrane transport. Gene Ontology annotation, molecular function: zinc ion transmembrane transporter activity. Gene Ontology annotation, cellular component: plasma membrane. The record is from RefSeq and is a predicted model, not a curated record. NCBI's taxonomy places the organism in Eukaryota, Metazoa, Chordata, Actinopteri, Osteoglossiformes, Mormyridae.
ACAGUUGGUUAUAUUGACAGCUCUAAUUCAGUCCAUUCUGUAGAUAAAAUUGUGUUUCCUUGGAGAAGGAGUUUUGCAUUGCAUGCAGUCUAGUUGAAAUAAAGAUUUUGAAACGUGGUAUUUAGACACGAUGGGAAAAUGUGAUUUAUUUCUUUGGGAGGUGAUGUUUGCACUUGGCAUGUGAGCAUGGGGGUGUCAGUCUCCUCUAGAAGCCCAUUAGAAUCACUCCCCAUAUUUGCCAUAACUAGGAAAGCUAGCAAGAGUGGGCAAACAUAAUUAGCAAUAAAUACAUUUCCCAUUAAAUUAAUUUGGUUAAUUACUAAAUAAAUAUGACAACUAAAUUUUUAUUUCUUUAAUUGGACUAUAAUAAAACAGGCUCACCAUUUAAAGGGCUUUAACUAAACAACACUUUACAUUUUAAAUAUUUGAAUAUGGACCUAUGAUCAAAAACUAUUUUUACUCUUAAUAAGAAAUUACAGCAGGAGCCGGCUCCAGCGGCUCACACCUGCAAGGUUUGAGCUCUGUAUACGGAGUUGGCAUGCUCUCCCCCUGCUAAUGACCCCCCAUGCUAUCCAGGGGGCACCCCAGCUUUCUGGCCUACGCUGCCUAAGAUAGGCUCGACCUUGACCACGAUAAGCGGCUUGCAAAGGGCUGGGAGGAAAAAAAACACGGGAAAACGCUAACCUGAAGCCAGAGUCAUUUAAAGGGGAAGGUUAAAAAAAAGUAUGCACGUCAGACUUUAGCGUAAUUCAUGAUGAAAGAAUUGUGAUUGAAAAUAUUUUUCUCCAAUCAUCGAUAAAACAUUAUUCCACGUGGCCAAUAAUAUUAAAACGGGGGAGGGACUUACAGGAGGUGCCCCGGCAGAAGACGGAAGUGAAGCCGAAGAAGGAUGUGAAGGUGAAAGCAUUUUGUUUACGUCCUUAUAUCCCCGUAUCAGCUGGACACAGAGCAAAGAUGGUUUUUGAAGUCUUGCAAGGGAGUUUCUUCCCUCUUUUCCCCUGGUGACCCAGCAGAGUGGAAGGCAGCGGUACGCCGUGGUCGCCAGGUGCCCCUGUAAACCGUCCAUCUCUGGCAGCAAUGGAGAUCAUUGUGGCCAAAGUGCUCUGUCUCCUGGGAGUGUUUGCUCUCAUGCUGGCUGGAAUCCUCAUCCCAGUGAGGGUCCUGCAAAUUGACUAUGAAAAAGCCCAGCGAUACAGGAAGAUUUUAGCUCUCUGCAAUUCUUUUGGUGGCGGUGUCUUCCUGGCGACCUGUUUCAAUGCCCUCCUGCCUGCAGUGAGGGAGAAGGUGCUCCUUGUCCUGAACGUGGUGCAGGUUCAGACAGACUACCCCCUGGCAGAGACCAUGAUGAUGCUUGGGUUUUUCUUAACAGUGUUUGUGGAGCAAACAGUGCUGACUUUCCGCAGAGAGAAGCCAUCUUUCAUUGACUUGGAGACAUUCAACGCAGGGGGUUCAGAGGCUGGCAGUGACUCUGAGUACGACGCACCAUUUAUUGCACCCCCCAGGGCCUCUGUUCGCGGUCCCCACCAGGACGGCCACCACCACGGACGCCUCAGCCCGUCAGAGAUAGCGCGGGCAGGUCCGCUGAGGCUCGCCAGCCUGGUGCUGGCCCUGUCUGCCCAUUCUGUUUUUGAGGGGCUGGCUCUGGGGCUGCAGGAGGAUGGGGUCCAGCUGGGAAGACUUUUUGUAGGGGUGGCUGUUCAUGAGACCUUGGCCGCUGUGGCUCUCGGCAUCAGUGUGGCUAAGGCGGGCCUGUCCAUGCGGGACGCUAGCAAGCUCGGGGUCACUGUCAGCCUCAUGAUCCCUCUGGGAAUAGGGCUGGGGAUGGGCAUCGAGAGCGCCCACAGCCUGGCCGGCGACAUCGCUUCUGUCGUGCUCCAAGGCUUGGCCGCUGGCACGUUCCUCUUUGUCACCUUCUUCGAAAUAUUGUCCCAUGAGCUUGAGGACAAGCAUGACCGUCUACUCAAGGUUCUCUUCCUCAUUUUGGGAUACGGUGUGCUUGCAGGCCUUGUCUUCAUAAAAUAGCGACCCCUGGUGGCGGGGAGGGGGUUAGCCUAAGUGAGGUGCUGAGGUACUCCGAUGAGGCUGUUAAUUAACCAGCAUUUCUGAAAUCUAAGACUGGUAGUAAUCUGAUAAAGGUCACCCCAGCAGCCUUCCCUGGAUCCUUUCACCAUUGUCUGUUAUUGUGGUUACCUGCCGACUUGGGCGAUUCAGUUCCAAAUUAAGGACCUGUCACUGUUUUAAUACCUGAUGUAGUUUACAAAGGGGCAGCUGGGCCUGAUGCUCACAUUUAUUUAUUAAAUGAUGCAGAAUUAUAAAUUCUUCUUCUGAAAUAUUUACAUGAGGUUUCUUAAAUAUUACCACAAGAGGUAUUUCAUUUAGUGUAACUACAUUUUGUAUACGUUAAAAUAAUUCAUUUCAGAGGGUGUAUUUAUUUUGUAAUGAAAUGUGUGUCUAAUCUGUCCCUUUUGUAUGAUGUCAGUUAGGUAAAUAUAAUUCAGUGUUUAGCAUAUCUGUGAUUUGGUUAAAAUAUAUCAUUUUAUGUUGGUUAAUUUAUUUCUGAAGUGAAUUUCUAAGACAAAAAACCAGGGAUUUUUGAUUAUAUGACUGAUUGAUGAUAUUCAGUGUGAUGAUCCAGUAUGUAUCGGUGAUUUAUCAUUUUGAUGCAGUUAGUUGAGGUUAUAUAAGGUUUUAUUUUGUAGAGGGAAUGCUGUUAUUUAAGGGUUUGAAGGGUUUGUCCAUGCCUGGAAAUAUUUUUGUCUCACAACAGAAGCUCACCUAUAGACCAAGUAGAUCUACAGGGGAAAAAUUAAGAUACAGGUUGAGUAGAUAGUUUAUUUUCAGUUUAUUUGGCUUUUUAUCAUGCCACUUUUAUGUGAGUUUUUCUUAAGAGCCAACAUACUUUGUAAUGUUGCUAGACGUCUCUGGGUGGUGAUUACUGUUCAUUACGCUCAGCAUAUGUAUGUCUCUUUGGCUGGUUUCUGUACACUUCUGUGCUUAAAUGGUGUUUCUUAGGAAAACCGGGAGUGUAUUUGUAUUUAUGGUAGUAAAGCAGACAAAACCCUAAAUAUGGUACCAUCAAGUAAAAUGUUGAUUUUAUAAAACAGAUUAGGAUGUGAAUGUGUAGUUCUGGUAAAUUUGUAUAGAAGUACAUGCAUUAUGGCUGGUUGGAAAACUUGUGCCAGUUUUAAAAUUGACAUCUUUAUGGGCUGAUGUCUGGCCAAAUUGUGAAAUGAGAUCUCAUUUCCUUUGAUUUUAUUAUGGACCUUAAUCGAAAUUUUUUACUGCAUGAGUAUCACACAAAAUGACACUAAUGAUACACCUGAUGAACAAGCUACAAGGAUCCAUGUUUCAAUGCUUUCUACACAGAUAGUUCUGUAGAAGGAAGUACUUCGUAGUAAUAAAGUCUGUGUUAAAUUAUGUAAAUAUUUGCUAUGACUGACACUGCUAAAAAGUCAAAUAGUUACAUAUCUCCAUAACAAAUGAAGUGUAAGUUUAAAGUGAUUAAAGGACCAUUAAGUGUGUCAAUUUCUUUA